CGCGUUUUCUCAGAGUCCUGCGCGAGUUAGGAAGGCUUCGCCACCUGGCCUCUGCUCAGUCCUCAGGUUCUGUGCCACGCCGGAAGUGGAGACCCUGGCGCCUAGUGCGGAAGCGGAAGCGCCUGAGGAUGCGCACUCGCCGGAAGCCGAGCCCCUGACGCGCCCACUUGCCGGAAGCGCCGCAGUAGUCGCGCAGUGACAGGGUCGAGCUCUGACGGACGGGGUCUCCCAGGAAGGGGGACGGGCCGCGGGGUCGGGGCCGGGGCUGAGGACUGGGCCCGCAUGGCGGAGGGCGGUAGCCCUGACGGGAGGGCUGGUCCGGGGCCCGCAGGUCCUAAUCUGAAGGAGUGGCUGAGGGAGCAGUUUUGUGACCAUCCACUGGAGCACUGUGAAGAUACAAGGCUUCAUGACGCAGCCUAUGUAGGGGACCUCCAGACCCUCAGGAGCCUGUUGCAAGAGGAAAGCUACCGGAGCCGCAUCAAUGAGAAGUCUGUCUGGUGCUGUGGCUGGCUCCCCUGUACACCGUUGAGAAUCGCAGCCACUGCAGGCCAUGGGAACUGUGUGGACUUCCUUAUACGCAAAGGGGCCGAGGUGGACCUGGUGGAUGUCAAGGGCCAGACUGCCCUGUAUGUGGCUGUGGUGAACGGGCACCUGGAGAGCACUGAGAUUCUUUUGGAAGCUGGUGCUGACCCCAAUGGAAGCAGGCACCACCGCAGCACUCCUGUCUACCAUGCCUCUCGUGUGGGUAGGGCCGACAUCCUGAAGGCUCUCAUCAGGUACGGGGCAGACGUCGAUGUCAACCACCACCUGACUUCUGACACUCGGCCCCCGUUCUCGAGGCGACUCACCUCCUUGGUGGUCUGUCCCUUAUAUAUCAGUGCAGCCUAUCACAACCUGCAGUGUUUCAGGCUGCUUCUGCAGGCUGGAGCAAACCCUGACUUCAAUUGUAACGGCCCUGUUAACACACAGGAAUUCUACAGGGGCUCCCCUGGGUGUGUCAUGGAUGCUGUCCUGCGCCACGGCUGUGAGGCAGCCUUUGUGAACCUGCUGGUAGAGUUUGGAGCCAAUCUGAACCUGGUAAAGUGGGAAUCGCUGGGCCCAGAGGCGAGAGGCAGAAGGAAGAUGGACCCUGAGGCCUUGCAGGUGUUUAAAGAGGCUAGAAGUGCUCCUAGGACGUUGCUGAGUUUGUGCCGUGUGGCUGUGAGAAGAGCUCUUGGCAAGUACCGGCUGCAUCUGGUUCCCUCACUGCCGCUGCCAGACCCCAUAAAGAAGUUUCUAGUUUAUGAGUAGAAUUCAGAUGCAGUGUUGACUGCAGUGAGGAAGCCGAUGAUCUGCGGUGAGAGCUGACGCAGACUCUGCAUCCUGUGAACCAUGUCCUGCUCUGCCAACUUGUUCCUUGGCUGUUGGUGAAGAAGGAAAGGCCUUGUUCUCUUGGAUUGUGAUUCCAUCUCAGGUGCUUGGGCCACUGAACACUCCUUGAGUCAUUGUCAGCUGAGAGGCGCAUAUAAAACUUAAUUUUGAUCUUCCUAAAAAUCAGGAUUUUUGUAGUUGCAUAUUAAUGAACUGAGCUGUGAAAUGUGAGUGUGGGUUGGGACUGAAAGUCUGUUGUAGCCCCAGUAGGGAGAGCUCCUUGUGUUUUCCAGAACUGUGCUUCUAGUUAUUUUCCUACUUUGCAGUUUAAUUGUUCUUUUGAGGCCUGAUACCCAAACGAAAAGAGUUCUGGUCACAAAACAUGUAGGGAGCAGAAAUACAGUUCAUGGACAUGCUAGCCUAUCUUCCUGCCCUGGGUUUGGCGGUACAUGUAGUCAGCAUGCAUACCCCUUCCUGCUGUUAUAACGUUCUCUCUUGGGCUGCCUGUAUUCCAGAAUGGUUCCCUGCCAACUCAUUGGAUAGAGGUCCUAGCACAGCACCCACAGCGCAGCACCUGCUGUCAUACCUCCUGUGCCUCAUAUCACAACAGGAGACAAGAGUUUUCUGCCAUUUCACCCUGGGGAUCUUCCAGACAGUGAUUACCUUUAGGAGGCCCACAUGGAAUUAGCCAGUAAGUGACUGCCCAUAGUUAGACCAGGGACCAUCCCAACAGCACUCACUGCCAGUCUUCACAGUAUAAGAUGACACCAGGGGUGCUCUCUUCAGACCCUCACAUACCAGAAAGUGGGAAAUGUAUUGGUUACCUGGGUGAUUCCAGACUGCAGCUGCUUGGUGUCUGUCAGAUAGGACAUCUCGUUGGGUGAUGGCUUUUCCCACUUUUGGGUCCGAUCCUUGAUAGGCACUUCUGGAGAUCUUUCCCUGUCAUGCCCAGGCUUGGGGGUGGGUGAGAGAGUGUUGUGCUCUCACUGUUGGUGCCUUUUGCUGUGAAUAAGGCUAUACAACCAGGUAUGAGGGUCAUGGGCUGGUGGCCCAGGGAUGAUUAUUGCCUUGAGCAGUCCCAGAAUGCUGCUGUUUCAGUGAAAUUGUAUCUGUCAUCUUGAAACUUCUUAGGAUUGUUGUGUGGAUAUGUGGUGAUUAUAGACUUGAGAGUGUUUAAGACAAGCCGGUUUUAAAUCUGUUUAGAUUUUUGGCCAUAAGAGAAAUCUAACCUCUAAUGGUAUUUUGCCAGUUGUACCAUCAUGUGCUUUAGCUGACCAGACAGUGAAUGGCCUUUGUGUACUGUGGGUGGAGUUCCAAACCUUGAUCCCCAGUGGUCCUAUGCAGCAGCACUAAGCUGGCUCAAACACAGUACAUGUAGUUCUGAUGGGCCUUGUUACCAGGGAUGGGAUACAGACUAAGAAAGAGCAGCUUUAUCCAUGUGAGCCCCAGAUUGAUGAGCAGCACCCACAGGAAGUUGAUGUGGCCUUGGUAAGGAUUACUCCUUCACUCAGUAUACUUUUAAGCCCUGGGUAUCCAAGCCCAGCAUAGCAAGGAAAUGUGGUAGGGCUUGAUGAGCUGUUGUUGCCUCCUUGCCUGAGCUGUGUCUAGCAGAGGGGUCAGUGGCCCAGAGGGAAGAGCCUGACUAUUGUCCCAGCUUAUCCAAACGCGUCUGUGAGAUUUUUGCUAUUCUUGGGGCUGCCAUGUGCUUUGAUCGGAGGCUUGUACUUUGAGUCUUGGCUGUUGUGAAUGUAUAGGCCAGACAGGCUGGAGUGGGGACAGUGGUGAUACUUCAGAAUUUAUCUUUGCCAUCCUGGGUGUUUAUAUAUAUUUCCGGAAACCUACCACUGUCAUAUAUUCUUUGACUAUUUACUUACUUACUUACUUACUUAU
Messenger RNA from Nannospalax galili (Upper Galilee mountains blind mole rat), 3240 nucleotides. It is a transcript of the gene Asb1, whose product is annotated as ankyrin repeat and SOCS box containing 1. Gene Ontology annotation, biological process: protein ubiquitination; intracellular signal transduction. Gene Ontology annotation, molecular function: protein binding. Gene Ontology annotation, cellular component: ubiquitin ligase complex. NCBI's taxonomy places the organism in Eukaryota, Metazoa, Chordata, Mammalia, Rodentia, Spalacidae. The transcript is spliced from 5 exons. The record is from RefSeq and is a predicted model, not a curated record. The coding region runs from base 283 to 1290 and encodes 335 amino acids.